Penicillium oxalicum is the source of this 8628-nucleotide messenger RNA. RefSeq names its product glycosyltransferase family 4 protein (gene gtb3). Bases 1 to 8628 code for a protein of 2875 amino acids. The transcript is spliced from 3 exons. Gene Ontology annotation, molecular function: glycosyltransferase activity. The record is from RefSeq and is a predicted model, not a curated record. NCBI's taxonomy places the organism in Eukaryota, Fungi, Ascomycota, Eurotiomycetes, Eurotiales, Aspergillaceae.
AUGGCUCAUGGCAAAAUUCUCUCGGUUAAUCCCCUCUAUGGGCCUUAUUUGACGGAAUAUUGGUGGCAAUAUUUCAUGAUUGCUGUUAUAGCAGCAUGCGUCGCAAUUGGACUUUCGCACAUUGCUUGGUCGAUCACGCUGAAGAGUAUCAAAUGGUACAAGUCGCGCCCGACGCCGGACAUAAUUCCCCCCGAUGUCGCACAACGACUUCAACAACUGGCAAACCGAGAGCUGAACAUAUCUCGCACUUCAGCCGCCGGGAAGAAACCUGCGUCUUUCGGAGUAUACUUGGGGAGCUUCAGCCAACCGUUGACGGCGGCGGAGGAAAAGCUGCUGAAUCAGUGGGAUGUGGUCAUCGUGGAUCCAUUCGAAAAAGGCGUCCAAAGCGCGACUCUGAGCUCCAAGGACAGCCAAGUACUCGGUCGGAUCGACAUUGCCAAGAUCCAUGCUCCCGCGCAACCGGUUAUGACCGUAGUCAAGAAAAUCGAGGAGGCACUCGAGGGAUGUUUCAGAAACAGCGGUUUCUCUGGCGUCGUCUUCGCCAAUUGGGAAGAGAAAUUGACCCCGGCCUUCUACGCGAAGCUCUUCGAGACCAUUCGUGAGCUUGGACUGAACGUCUAUCUGGAAACGCAAGCGCCCAAGUUUUUGAAGAACCGCAAGGCAUUGCAAAAUGAGGACGUUUCUGGUCUGGUCAUUCGUAACGCCAGUAUCAUGCCAACCGGAGAAAAGCGCGACUACUUCCAGCUGGAACAGCUGCAGCCAACGAUCAAGGCAUUCGUUUCGGAGGCCUGCAUGAGGGAUUUCGUGGUGCUUGCCUGGGAGACUGUCGACAAUGAUGUAUCCUUGUCUAAUGCUAUCGUGAGAAGAUCGAUUCUCUGGUGUGGAUUUUACAGUGCUAUCUCCUGGAUCGGUCGCGAGGCAUCUCUCUACGACUCUAAAUUGAACAUCCCGACCACGGAGCCUCUUCCAGCUUUCAGUUGGUUGAAGGAAGCAGACGUGAUGAAGGUUCAUGAGAAAUGGCGAGCUAAUCGUGAUAUCGCAUCUUCCCCUCGGAAGGAUACGGGAUGGGAUGCACUUCGACCCCUUCUGCCAGCUCUUGACAAGUUCCUUGACUCUGAGCAAACCUCAAACCAAUCCGUCAAAAGUCCUUCCCUCCGCCUCAGAGAACCCCCGGAGUGGGUGGCACAGAUCAAGUCAUCGGGGCAUCCUCUCUCAGUCUCAAUGUCAGGACAACAAUACGUGAACAUGGGCUGCUUCCCCUUGGGAUCCGACCCUACUCCGUUGGCUUUUGCGGAAAUUCUUCAAUCUCAGCAACGCCUGAAAGGACUGGAACUUCUUCAUCCCGUACCCGCCACAAAGAUCCAGAGCAUUGGUCUGCUGAUGCGUAAUUUCCACGAGCAUCUAGCCCGUUCAUGCCAAGAUGCGCCUCUUCUGGCUGCUAUCCAGAACCUGUCGGAGAUGGCGGCCGAGGGCUCAUUGAAGGUGAAUCUGGCGCUAGAUUCCGGACUUAAAAAGACCUCCGACACCCGAUUCUGGGCAGUCUUUGAGCAAGACGAGGACAGGUUUGAAGUUUUUGUUUCCAAAAACGCCCAUGGUCUCGCGGGGACCGUCCUGCAUACUUUCCUUUCUGGCAAAGGAUUCUCUCGCCAUGUCAGUUGCGAAACAGAGGUGGCGUUGGCACGGUGGUCAGAGGAUUUCGCUCCGUCAACGCAACUUCCGCGCCGAUUUGUGCAGGAUAUCGAUGGGCUGAGUCCAGAGGAGCGACUUCUUCUUCUGCAGCACCUGUCGCUCACCGAUGCUCACAGCGAAGUUACUGAAACCAUUUGUGCCUAUAUCCAGCAACAACUCGUGGACGCUCCGUCUCUCGCCCAGCUAAGGGAGCUCAACUCUGUGGGCUACCUGGAGGGCUCUGCGAGCGCUGAAGAAUUGAUCGAAGAUCGCCUGUCUUGGUAUGAAGAGCAAGGCUGCGCGCGUCCGUCUUUCUCCACCUCUCUCGAUCUUUUCCACCAGGUCGAUGCCGUCUUCACUGAGAUGCACAAGUAUCACCGCGAAGAUGAGCUCAGUGCCAUCACGACUGGAUUCUGCAACCUGGUCCAGAGCGGUGACUUUGACGCCUUUUUGGAUAUGCUGGCCCUCGCCCUGUUCUGCACAGCCAGAAAGAAUGCUUUCGAUGAGAUCUACGCGGAAGUCACCGACCGAAAUCCUCUAUUCAACCAGCAUUCUGACCAGGCUGCCGCUUUUGCUGAAUCCUUCGCGCUGGGCUCCCGAUGUGAGGCUUAUUUCGGCGUCAAUCCGAGUGUUUUCGGCAAGUUGUUGUCCGAUCGUUUCCGCGCAUACUAUUCCAAGAAUCAACCGCCUAGCUGGAUCAAUGGGGCUCCAGAGUUAGCCACAUCCUAUGCUGGUGCUCAGAUUGAUGUGAACCCAGAGGAUAAGGCCAAGACCAUGCCAUCCUAUCAAAGAUUCACCUUCCUCAGUGUCUUUGCGAUUCCUUCUCUGAUUGAUAUCAUCCUACUUACACUCAUCGGCCGCGGACUAUACCUCUCAGCCUACAUGACGCAUGCCGAGCAGGAUAGUGCGACAAUGGGCUUGAUGAUUUCUCUGCUCUUCUCUGGUGCGAUCGGAACGAUGAUUGCUUGCGGUGGACCGUACUAUCUCAUCUCCAUGGCCUUUGCUGCCGCCAACAUGUUUGUCUUGAUUCGCUUGAUUGCGGGUAUCGCGUUCACAGUGGCUGGUGGCUUGAUUGGAUUCAUCGCCAUCUCUGGUGUCAGGGGUGCACGCGCAGGUAUCGUUUUUUAUCUCUACCUGGUCGGGUUCACCCUCUACUUCUCCAUCUUUGCUGCGCUCGCGAGUUUCAGUUAUCCCGGCUCGUCAUUUCUGUCCGGUCGCAAACCCAUUAUUUACUGCAUUCCGGUCCUAUUCUUGUCUCCGAUCAUUACGACGUUCACUGGCAGCGACUCCGCUGUCUACCUCGCCGUCAUCUACGUCUUCAAUGGGCUGCUACUUCUCAGCUUGCGCUCAACACUUUCCAAGUGGGUGACAUGGUACCAGUCCAUCAGACGUACCGACGACACGGAAGUUCGCAAAUGGUACAUCUCCGUCCACGGCAAUAACAACGAGAAGGUUUUCGGCACCAUGAGCGAACCUGCUGCUCUCAAAUUGGCGCGGGACGCUCUUUUGAACGAUAUAAUGGCCGAGAAGAAUCGCCGGAUGUUCACAAAGCCGACUACUGACCAGCUGGUCAAGGAGCUCGUUCGGGAUUGGGAGUCUACAAACUUUCUUUUGGAUUGGUAUUGUCGCUAUGCAGACGUCCCACGACCCAUUCCGUUCAGUUCCGGUUGGAACAUCCAGACAAAGGUCGCCCUCGACGUGCUCCGCAACUCACAAAAAGGUCUUCGUCUUCAUAAUGCCUUUGUGCAUUGGCGUCAAUCGAGCAAGGAAAUCGGUUGCGGUAUCCUUUACUUCCUCAUCGCUCUGCUCGACAAGUGGAUUCAACUUCUCAGCGGUGAUCGCAUUCUCGGACUGACUGCUUCUGUGAAUGAUGCUAAUCGCAUGGCUGUUGGAUUCGCUCUAGCCUACUACCUUGUUGGUGCCGUGCUGAUUGACGUGAAAGCCCAAGAGCUUCACGCGGCAAUCGGCGGUGACAAACCCACUGCCGUCAAGUCUGCAAAGGAAAUCCGAGCCAUCCAAAAGAAGAGCAUCGCGUUCCGCCGGAAGGUUUACUGGAAGACUCUGUACCGGUAUCUGCUGUGGCAUGUGUGGAGUCUUGCCUUCUCUACAACACUUGUCUGGGUGUUCCAGUAUCGUCUGGAAGCCAUGGGCAUCUUCUUCUCCUACGUUUUCGCAUAUAGCGGCCUCAUUUGGUUCCAGUAUACCAAAAUUUUCACUGGGCCUCAUGCUCUAAAGCCGCUCCUUGUUGGUAUCUGUGUUGGCUUGCCGCUAGGAAUUGCACUUAAGGUUGCUUUCCCUACUUCACUGUACUCACAGAUUAUCGGUCUUGGGGUCGCUACUUGGAUCAUUGCCAUUCUUACCUUCUUGAAUGCCAAAAUGGGGAUGCCAAAGAAGGUAGAUUCGCCUGUCGAGCUGGGUAAAACAUUCCAUGCUUUUACUACGCCUUGGGCGGACCCAGAAUGGUCCCAGCAAGAGCUUCAGAGCUAUUUCGAGAAUGUGUCGCUCCUUCCGGCCGAUUCGCGCUUCAGAGUGGAUCCCAAUGCCCAUCCCGGCGUCGAGAUCAAGAAUGUCCUUCUGAACCGCAAGAAAGAGCUCCGAGUCGAGGAGGCGUUCCCCAACUCGGACGGCAUCAUUGAUCAGGCUCUCGCGUCAUGGGAGAACGGCGAUAUCAGUCUAGAACUUGUGGCGCAUGGCUCCAUGGGACCUGGUAUCCGCGCUUUGAGCUGCAGUACCGGCGAUCAUCUCAAGAUAGCAAUCAGCGUGCGAGGACUUCACGAUGAGCGACUCGAUGUCAGCGCCAACUGUCAAAUUAUUGCGGAAACUCUGGUUCACUCUGUCGCUGAGAUGAUUAUGGGUAUUCCUCACGAAUACGCAGGCUUGGCCGAAGUGAUCAUUUCAGGGGGUGUCACUCAUACAGUGUCUCGAAUGUUACGUGAAGAGGCAAACACCACUUCUGUCAUGACGUGGGCGAAGAAGGAGCUCCUUCGGCAGCUAUGUCUUGGCUUUGAACCAGACAUUCACUGGGACAAACUACCUGCGGAAGUCCGAAAGGCGUUGCUGAAUCGCUGUGUGGGAAGACCAUGCGGUCUGCAGGACAGCGAACAUCAAUGGCUACAGAAGAGUCUCUGCCAAUUCGACACCGAAUAUCUGGACGUUCAUGUGGCGAGAUGUAACCUUGGCGCAGCGAUGGCAGUCAGCAUCCUCGAGUACACACACCACGGCACUGGAGAAUCAGCAAUCCCUGCGGAGCCCCAGACAGCAGAAUUUAUCUCUUAUGUUCCUCGAAAACUGCCGUUGCCCUUAACCUUGCUCAGAUCACCAGCCAGCUAUCUCUACCACAAUUUAGGAACACUGGUGAAAUUUGCCAUGGUUGCCAUGAUCGCCGAUCCUGAGUUUCAGAGAGAAUUUGACCACGUCACGAAGACACUCCCGACGGUUGUCCGUGUGCCUGUUAAUUUCCUCUUCAAUUUGGUAUGGGUUUAUGGCAAGAUUACGCAAGAUAUCGGUCUGUCUUUCUUCUUGUUCCAUGGCCGAAAGAAUGUCAAGCAGCUGUGGGACGAGACAAAGGGAAUGACCAUCCACCUCAAGAAGACCAGGGUUAUCAUUCGUGGACUCGAUGGCACUUUCACGGCCUUCAGACACCAAGAGACAGAUGGAGGCUUUAAAGUGUAUCAAUAUUCUGGUGAACAUAAGACCGAGCCCAAGGACAAGGAGGCCAGGACGCUCAAAUACGUCAGCAGCUACACGAGCGAGAUGCUGCUUCUCAUCAAACAAGAGUUCAAGGACGGCAAACUGGUCAAUGAAUACCACUACGAUUACCAAGCUCCGCUCAAGAAGGGUCUCAAGCUCGGCACAUCUACCAAGUCGAGAAUGCCUCUGGGUCGACGUUGUGUCCAAGGCGAGAACCACUUGCAGAGUAUUCAAUACAAUUCCAAGGGUCUCGUCGAGAAGGGUUCUUACAUGAAGGAUGGAAAUUUGAUCCGGUUCCAAUAUCACUAUCGAAAGAACCCACGCUUUGGUGACGAGCUUCUCCGAGCCGAGUUCUCAUUGUCUCAUAUUACUUGCAAUGUUGCCUGGUGCGCCCCUCCUCGUCGCAAUCGCAACAAGGAGCACCGUUGGAUUCCGCAUACCAAGGUCACAGAAGCCACUUUUGUCCAGCAGGCAAGUGGCGACGUUUAUGAAAGUCGCUGGCUCUACGAUCACAAGUUCCACCCGACAAUCUUUACCACUGUUAAUGGUAUGAAGGUCCAGACACCGCCCAUGAUCGAGAACGAUUACCUGGGCGUGCUUGCCAAACCCACAUAUACCAGUUUUGCCAGCGACAACCCAUUCUUCUACGUUGAUAGUCUGCGUUCCAAUGUCUUGACCAGAGCUCUGGGAUGGAACAAGAAGCGAUUUGCUGUUUCUACGUCUCGGUCUCGUUCACUAAUGUGGAAGGCUUGGAAAGAUCGCAAUGACUUGGACGGAAUUAUCGUUCGCUGGAUGGAUGACCGCAUUCUUCGCAAGGAUGAAGUUCUCCGACCGUAUUGGAGAAGCCGUGACUGGGGAAAUCUUCGAGCCGCGAGAAAGUACAUGGAGCUUCGUGCUGACGCAGUCAUGGCAAGUGCGGAUCUGGACAACAACAUCUCCAGCUGGACGCCCCUUGCUGUCAAGAUCAGUGACUUCUUCAACUUUGGCCCUGGAGGUGAUGCAGUCGUGACCACGCGUUCGCGGGAAAUCAGCUCAGACACCGAAGAUACUCUUCAUGUCAUGGCUGCAGACAACGGUACCUGGCCUAACGAGGGUGGUGGUGUCUCUGCCUGUCGACGAGACAUGAUCAACUCUCUUCGCACAAUCAAAUGGCACAUGAUCUGUGAGUCUGCAAACGACUUUGGUGUUCCGAAGCAUCAGACCGAGAAAAACGUGCAGUCACUCAAGGUCAUUCCCUUGUGGGGAUUGGACUUCAUGACGCCGACCCACGGCCUGUUCAGCAACAAGCUGGACGCAGAAGUUGAGAACGUCACCUCGGCCAGCGAGUUCGACAUUAAGAUGAACUUUAUUCCAAUCUUGACAGCUUUGGUCAAGGGAGCUCGAGCCAAUUAUCUCUCCAAGGCCGACAUCCAGCAGGCAACUCGAGCUCUGGUGAACCUCAACACCUACUUCCAAGAGUCACGUCACUGGUCGCAGGUCUGGAACAGCGAAGUGGUCAAGCAAAGCUGGCGAGAUCUGUGGCUCACUCAGGAGAUGCAAAAUGCCACGCCGUCUUCGGAAUGGCUGGACACUGAACUCCCUACUCUGGGUACACUCGAUGUUGCUUUGGAGCUUUGGUACCGCUAUCUGUUCAUCUUCUCCAUUCCCGUGCCAGACAAGAUCCCCGGCGUCUUCCAAGCGUCGCAUCACAGUGUCAGUGCAUCUUACGGUGUCGUCUGUAAGAUCAAGCGCAAGUGUACCCUGCAGAUUUGGGAUCACGCCAUCGCAUGGCGUGAGACUAACCUGUGUCUGUCAUCGGCUCUUUGCAAGCUUUCACCCUUUGUCCGAAACGCCCUUCUUGGUCUGAUGCGUAUCACGUCCGCUCUGACCCUUCACCAUGCGGAUAUCAUCCUACCAUGUGCAGACUUCUUCAACCCCGGUUGGGAAGUAGAGAUCGGCACCUGUCAAGGCACGAUCGAGCACCGCAAUACUUUCCGUCGCAAGGUUGAUCCUGUUGUCAACGGUAUCACCGACAUGCAAAAGUUCGCACCUGUCAAAGAGAUCAAGUCUGAGCGCCCAACUGUGACAAUGUUGUCUCACGUGUGGUAUGCCAAGGAUAUCAAGAUUGCUCUCCUCGCUGCCGAUAUUAUUAUCAACCAAUGGAAGUUCGACGACUACCAUCUCGAUAUUUACGGUGCCAUUGACAAAGCCCCGACAUACUCCACAGAGUGUCAAGAGAUCAUCGCUUCCAAGGGUCUUCGUGGACGCGUUACAUUGCGAGGAACCGCCGACCCCAUGAAGGUGCUGGAGAACACCUGGCUCUUCCUGAACUCCUCUCUGUCCGAAGGACUCCCACUGGCGCUGGGUGAAGCAGCUUUGACCGGAGCGCCCGUGGUCUGUACAGACGUCGGUGCCUCCCUGCGUGUGCUCAGCGACCCUGAUGACUUCUCGCGCUUCAGUGCCGUCGUCGCCCCCAACGAUGCCCACGCGCUGGCCAAGGCUCAAAUCUCCUUGCUCGGUAUGCUUGGAGAAUGGAGCAAGUACAGCGAUGACACCGAGCCUGCCCCUGUUUUGACCUCAGCACCCACCCGGGAAGAAGUCGAGGCAAUCACACGACGCAUGUACACCAAGAGUGAGCAGCGUCGCAAACUGGGAAUGAUGACGCGCAAGAUCGUGCAAAAGUCCUUUAGCGGUGACCGAUACCUGCGUGAGCACGAGCAGAUGCUCUGGAUUGGCAAGUCCGCCAAGAUGAUGGCCAGUCGCGCUGCAGGUGACCCCGUUGAGCCUUCGGACAUUGCAGCUGCCGUGAACAACACCACAGUGGACGAGGAAAUCAUCACGAUCCCCCGAAGCGCAGUUCAUUCCUGGCGCUCGUCCGCGGCAUCCAAUAUGUCCGACGUCUACAGCUCCGUCUCCAAUUUCCCUCUGCGGGACAUGCGUUCGCACUCGCGCGGCGUAUCCAACCUAUCUGCUGUCAGUCUCAGCCAGCUCUCUCUCUCCACAGAUACCGAGUCGUUCGCGCGUCUCCCCGUUUUCGCUCCUCGCCAGACUCUUCUCCCCAAUGUCAGCUCGAGCGGCCGCCAAUCCCCCGGCCUUGUGCCCCCACAAAACUUCCGAGUCUCCUUUGGAGGACAGCAACGGCCUCAAUCCUUCGCUCGGUCCAUCUCAACGGCUGGCCGUGAGCAAGUACGAGGACUGCAUCGGGAAGACUUGAUGCAGUACCGCAAUUCUGACGUCAGUCUGAACAUGCGGGAGGACUUCCUUCGAUCUCACCAUGCCUCCAUCCAAUAG